CGAUUUUAGUGAGUUGUGGAAAUGGAGAGAGCAGCGGAGGCACUGAACAGAGCAGCAAACAGCAAUGGAUUGAUGAAUGUGUUUCUAAUUGGGUGCUUUGGGGCGCUGGGAGUUCGGUCGAUGAGGCAGCAGAGGGAUAUUGAGGCAUUGGAGGCAGAGAAGGAGUCUUUGGUCAAAUCCAAUAAAGCCAUCAAGGCUACUAUUUGGGACUGGAAGAAGCAACUCUUUGCCGAGGCUGAGGAGGCUGCUGCCGCGGGGUCCAAGAAUUCUUCUAGAGCAGCAGGGGGGCCCUUAGUUCCUCUUUCCAAGCUUAAGGCUAUCUACGGCGAAGUAACCAGCCCAGCCCUCCCCGCUGCUGAUGCCGACGGCGCAAGUGGUAAAUCACCUGCAUCAAAGAUUGUAAUUUGACGGACAGUUUUUCCUACUAGUAAUCAUUCAUCUACUACUCUAGUACUGGUCUGAUUUUCACCCCAAAAAAAAAAUUUUUUUUUUUGAUACUGCAGAAGCCUAGAACUAUAAUGCAUAAUCCCCUCCGUUUAUCUUCUUGAAACUUUCAUUUAUCCGUCUGCCCACCCAGCGUUGACAUAAUCUGAUUAACUUGAUGCUUUCAAAUUUUAGUACUACUAGUAGUAUUUGCAACGGACUAUGUGAAGGGCCAUUUGGAA
Molecule: messenger RNA, 665 nt
Organism: Coffea arabica (coffee)
Lineage: Eukaryota; Viridiplantae; Streptophyta; Magnoliopsida; Gentianales; Rubiaceae
Source: RefSeq, a predicted model, not a curated record